Messenger RNA from Lindgomyces ingoldianus, 994 nucleotides. RefSeq lists its product as uncharacterized. Bases 77 to 994 code for a protein of 305 amino acids. Gene Ontology annotation, biological process: protein phosphorylation. The record is from RefSeq and is a predicted model, not a curated record. The transcript has 2 exons. Lineage: Eukaryota; Fungi; Ascomycota; Dothideomycetes; Pleosporales; Lindgomycetaceae. Gene Ontology annotation, molecular function: protein kinase activity; ATP binding.
CUGGAUUGUUGGUGAAGCUAUUUGUGGAAAUGUGCAUAGAGGCUAUAUCAUUGAUAGGGAUCAACGCCGAUGGUAUAUGGUCUCCGGUCCAAAGAAGCUCCUACCGCCGGAGGAAGAGAAGGAGAUUGUCGUUCUAGAGCGUUACAUCAACCAGCUUCCUCACAACGCUCACGCAAUCACCGUGGACGACAACGGGUUACUAGUUUCAGUAUCAACAAACCCCGAAGAUGAUCCUACUUUAAUUCCUUAUUAUGCGCGUUACUCGGACGCACCAUCCCUUCAAGGCUGCCUUACUAUUAGGUUGUCAAGUCUCACCGAAUUGGAUCGGCUUGGACCGGGUGUGGACUUCGUGAGUUAUAUUGACAGGGCUGCAACUCAAAAAGUGGUUUUCAAAUACAGCAUGAUCGUUCAGUGGACACAGCAGAUAUGGAAGGAAAUGCAUCUCGCUAAGAGCUUCCGGCACCCCAACCUUGUCCCAUUCGAUCGCGUUGUUAUAGACGACGUUGAAUCGCGUGUCCUCGGAUUUACUACAACAUAUAUUCCCGGGGGCACCCUCGAUCAAAAACGAAACCGCGUUUUCCUAUUCGAGUGGCUACAGCAGCUUACCGCAGUGGUUCACUACCUAAACCUAGAGUUGGGUGUUGUACAUCAAGAUAUAGCGCCGCGAAAUCUUUUGAUCGAUCCUACGACAAACAAGAUCCUACUAUUCGACUUCGAUCGUGCUGCUCCAGUCAGCCACACGGUUCCAGUGCGGAAUGAUGUCACAGGUGUGAUAUUUACUCUUUGCGAAAUCAUCACCGAGGACGGCCAUCUUCGCGAAGUACCGUUUACAGAGCCGGAUCCACAGCAAGUGCAGAGCCUCGAACAAUGGCCGGUGCGAUGCAAGCUCGAUAGCGACGUCGCUCGAUUCCGAAAGCAUCUAAAUGAUUGGGUUCGGCAGCGGACAUACGCCAGCCAUGGCCCGGAUCAAAUAGGAGCUAUGCCUAAUGAGUGA